Molecule: messenger RNA, 2028 nt
Organism: Aspergillus calidoustus
Lineage: Eukaryota; Fungi; Ascomycota; Eurotiomycetes; Eurotiales; Aspergillaceae
Source: the annotation of a GenBank genome assembly
AUGCCUCAGGGAGCGGCGAUGAAACGGCCUGCUCGGCAGCAGCCCGGCCUCGCCUGUGAAGAGUGUCGACGACGAAAGGCCCGAUGUGAUCGCGCGCAGCCCCAGUGCGGAGCGUGUAUGAUGACCGGGCGUGUCUGCAUCGUCAAUCACAAUCGCCAUAGACGGGGGCCGAAGAAGGGCCAACUCAAGGCGUUGUAUUCCCGACUCGAAGUCCUGGAAGAGCAGUUGGUCGUGCAAGUCGAGAACCUGCCAGCGAAUACAGGCCCUAUCCAAGAAUCCCAUACACGAACCUCCAGCUCAAGUCAGGCCUCCCUCCCAGACGAAGACCAUGAUGCUCCUCACGAACUGCCGUCAAGCUCCUCCUUUGAAACCGAUCCCAUCCUAUCAUCCCCAACCGGAGACCGCCAUCGCCCAUCAACAUUCCAUCCCAUCGAGCCCAUCCCCUUUCACCCUCCAAUCCCAGCCCGCCUCGAUGUAGUCCACGCCGACCUAGAUCAGUUAUACUUUGACCGCGUGCACCCCAUCGCCCCAUUCCUCCACCAGCGGCGGUACUUCACCUGGGUAAGCUACGAAGCCCCCUCUCUGGCACGCUCAUGUCUCCGCUCCGCAAUGUGCACAAUCGCCGCCGCCAUGUCCGCGCAGUUCCGCUCCCUCUCAGACUUCCUAUACGCCGAAACCCGCAGCAUCCUCGCCCGCCUCGACGGCACCGAGCGCUCGCCGCCGUCGCCUUCGCUCGAGCAGAUCCAGGCGCUCCUUCUCCUCGCGCAUUAUGAGCUCUUGCGCAUAGAUGAGGGGACGGCGAUGGUUACGGCGAGGAGGUGUUUUCGGUUAAUUCAGUUGGCGAGGUUGGGGGAGGCGGAUGCAAUUGAAGGCGAGGGAGUCCCGGGGCAGCUGGCGGCGGUGGGAAUGGGUGGGACGGGAUGGAAUGAGGCGUUUGCGGUUGCGGAGGAGAGGAAGCGGACGUUCUGGGUUGCGUAUUGCUUCGAUCGGUUUCUGAGUAGUCGGCGCGAGUGGCCGCUGACGCUUCAGGAGGAUGCGAUUCGCACCCACCUUCCAUACUCGGAACAGACCUUUCAGACAACGCCCCUCCCCUUUCUGACUCCCUCUCACCAAGGACUUCAAGCUCCUCCCCAGACGCAAACGCCCUCCCAACCACUAACCCUCCACGAAGCCAUCACCUCCAGCGGGCACACAACCAUCCCACCGUUCAGCGAAUGCAUAGUCCUCGCAACCCUCUACGGCCGCGCAAUGACGCUCCGGCGCAUUGCGAGUGUCCUACCAUCCUCCGAAACAAGCGUAUUCUGGUCCCGCCACAAAUUGCUUUCAACGUCGAUUGAAAAGCGCACGCAGCUGCUGGCAAGGAAUCUGGCGAGCCCGAAUAUUCUUGUCGACCCGAUGGUGGCGUUUACGCACGUGCUUGCGCGCGCGACGGUUGUUUAUUUGGGCGAGGUUGCGGACGUUGUUGGGGGCGCAGGAACAGGGACUGGGACAGGGGUUGGCGGCGGAAUGGGAACUACUGGAGGAGCUGAGGCGGAAUGGAACGCGUAUGGGCCUGGGACGAGGGAUAUACCGGGCUCUGGAGUCGGAAGCGAAGGGUCAGCGGCUACAUCCUCUGCGCAGAAGCUGGCGGCGGCAGCGUACACGCAACGAGCCUUCCAAGCAGCAAGGGAAGUCGUCCGGCUUGUUCAGGGGAUGAGGCCUGCCCACCCCUUCCUCCCAAAUCCAAUCUCCCGCGCAGCCCACUUCCUCAUUUCACACAGCCGCCUGACAGAGUGGGAAUGGGGACGAUCGACGAAUGAGACACGCCGCGAGGUAGAUGAGCUGUUGGGUGUCCUUCGGGAUUUGCAGGCUACGCACAAUCUGGCGAAAGAGUUGUUGGGCGAGAUGGAAGGGGCUCAAACUCGGAUGCAAACGACGGUGGGGAUGGUGAAUGGCUUGGGGACGGGGCUGGAAAAUAACCGACGCGGGGAGACUGCGUAUCGCCAUGGACGUAGCUAUAGUGAGAAUAUGAGAGGUGGGAUAUCAUAA